Messenger RNA from Stylonychia lemnae, 534 nucleotides. NCBI's taxonomy places the organism in Eukaryota, Ciliophora, Spirotrichea, Sporadotrichida, Oxytrichidae. The record is from the annotation of a GenBank genome assembly.
AUGCAUAAAUUAAAUUCAAACAUAGUAUCGAAUAAUAAUUAAGAACCCUUAAUAAAGCUUGACAUCAACGGAAAUGAAAUCAAAGAUGGUUGGGAAGUCAUACCAUUAAGUAAUUUUGGCAAAGGUACUUAUAUAUUUUUGGGCAGUUAGCUCUGCAGACUAAAUUAAGAGCAUAUCUAUAUGGGAAAAUCUACAAUGAUCAGAUAUAAAGGUUUCAAUGUUCACACAGGAAAAAAUGUUAUUGAUAAAAUAGAUGUGAAAUAUGAUAUUAUACACGUACCAAUCAUUAAGAAGAAAAUCUAUUAAGUGAUUGAUAUUAUCAAGGAAGGAAAAGAUGAAUAUUUGACUUUGAUGGAUUCUGAUGGAAAUAUAAGAGAGGAUUUUAAGUUAUUCAGUUUUCAAGAAAUUGAUUAAUUAAUUAAGGAUUUAAGAUAAAUUUUAAAGGAAGAUAGGAUAGAAUGCUAUUUAACUCUUGGAUAGUUUAAAGAUGAAUAAGAAUUUAUUUUAGAUGUAACUGAAGGAGAUUAAGUUUGA